AUGAGACUGACUCACCAUCUCGUGGUGGCACUUGCCAUCCUGCCAGGGUCGCUGGCUAUCGACUCGAAGAAGUCGGCCAUCGUCUCGUUCGACGAUGGCACUCCUAAGUCGGUCAUCGAGGAGGCCAAGAACUCCAUCCUCAGAGCCGGUGGCAAGAUCACACACGAGUACUCCCUCAUCAAGGGGUUCGCCGUCAUCGCACCCGAGAAAGCGCUGCAAUCGAUGCAGGGCCAAUCUUCUGAGCACGGCAUGCGGGUUGAGGAUGAUGGGUCAGCUACCACCCAGUAA
Messenger RNA from Hirsutella rhossiliensis, 288 nucleotides. RefSeq lists its product as uncharacterized. Gene Ontology annotation, molecular function: endopeptidase inhibitor activity. The transcript is spliced from 2 exons. Bases 1 to 288 code for a protein of 95 amino acids. Gene Ontology annotation, biological process: vacuole fusion, non-autophagic. Lineage: Eukaryota; Fungi; Ascomycota; Sordariomycetes; Hypocreales; Ophiocordycipitaceae. The record is from RefSeq and is a predicted model, not a curated record.